Messenger RNA from Sorex fumeus (smoky shrew), 789 nucleotides. It is a transcript of the gene EIF1AD, whose product is annotated as eukaryotic translation initiation factor 1A domain containing. The coding region runs from base 172 to 690 and encodes 172 amino acids. Gene Ontology annotation, cellular component: nucleus. The transcript is spliced from 6 exons. Gene Ontology annotation, biological process: translational initiation. Gene Ontology annotation, molecular function: RNA binding; translation initiation factor activity. Lineage: Eukaryota; Metazoa; Chordata; Mammalia; Eulipotyphla; Soricidae. The record is from RefSeq and is a predicted model, not a curated record.
CGACCCCGCAGAGACGGCGCCGCUCAGGCAACGCCCGUGGGAGACGAGCGCGGGAGCGUGCCGGUGUCACGUGCCGUCUUCGGAACAGCCCUGGGUUCUGAGGGGGCCCUGCUGGACCUCAGGAGGAGGUGACUGUCCCUGCAUCCCCCCCAGCCUGGCGCAGGACCCAGCAUGUCUCAGGCCACCAAAAGGAAGCACGUGGUGAAGGAGGUGUUGGGGGAGCACGUAGUGCCCACCGCCCACCAGCAGAUCGUGCGGGUCCUCCGCACCCCGGGGAACAACCUGCAUGAGGUGGAGACGGCGCAGGGCCAGCGCUUCCUGGUGAGCAUGCCGUCCAAGUACCGCAAAAACAUCUGGAUCAAGAGAGGGGACUUCCUCAUCGUGGACCCCAUUGAAGAGGGGGAGAAGGUGAAGGCCGAGAUCUCCUUCGUGCUGUGCAAGGACCACGUGCGCUCCAUGCAGAAGGACGGGCUCUGGCCGACGGCAUUCUCGGAAGUGGUGGAGAAACGCGAGAGCAGGCAGACCCAGCUGGAGCUCCCGGCUGAGCCCCCCGCAUCGGGAGAUGACUCCAGCUCUGCAGACGACGACACGGACCUCUUCAUCAACACCAACCGCUUGCAGUAUGAGGAGAGCGAGGAGGAGAGCGAUGAAGAGGAUGAGGAGGAGGAGGAGGAAGAGGCAGCGGCCUGAGGCCCCGGACAGGACCAGCGCAGCGCCCCCUCUGAACCCACCUUCCGGCCCGGAGAAUUAAACCCCUGGCGGGCGGUGACUCGCCUGUGUCCGUGUGGC